AUGGGCAAACAGACAAAAGCCACAAAGAAGUUCGAGAAGAACCGCCUCAAAGACACGAUCGAACGACGCAAAGACUUUGCCAAAGUCAAACAGCGACACCAGCAGAAAGCGAAGAAGAAACAAAGAGCGGCGCUGAGGUCAAAGGAGGAAGACGAUGCUGCGGAGUCAGAUGCUGAGGCUGGUGACAAUGGAGCCGAGGCUAUGAAUGAGGACGAGUUCUUUCAGGACGCUGUGGAUAUACCAGAGCAUGAGAAUCAGACGGUGAAGAACAAGACGGCAAAGCGGAAAAGAGAUGCAAAUACCAGUGACGACCUCAAGGAUGCUGAGAUCGAUGGCUCAGAUGAUGAAAUUGAAGGCCAUAAAAGUCAAUUGGCUGCAUUGGCCGAGAAAGACCCUGAAUUCUAUAAAUACCUUCAGGAGAACGAUGCCGACUUGCUCGAAUUCGACGAAGACGACGAUCUUGCAGCAGUUGACGACCUGAGUGAAGAGGAGCCUCCUACAAAGAAGCAGAAGACGAAGGGUGCGCAUAAAGAGGACCUUGAGACGUCGGACGAUGUUACUCUGGCAAUGGUAAAGAAGUGGAAGGCAUCCUUGGCUGAACAAUUCUCGAUAAGAGCUCUCAGACAAGUUGUGCUGGCUUUCCGUGCGGCGGCACAUGCGGACAACGAAGAGGAUAAGGUCUUCAAGUAUAAUAUUGCAAGUCCAGAGGUUUACCACGAGGUUCUCAUAACGGCACUCCAGCAGGUCCCUCUGGUGCUGUCACAUCAUCUCCCAGUCAAGGAGUCCGGCAGUGGCAAGCUUCGCAUACCGACUGAUUCACCCAAGUUCAAGACUCUCGCACCGUUGAUCAAAUCACACGCUUCAUCUCUGCAUUACUUGCUCAAGAACUUGUCAGAUGCGAAGACCCUGAGGCUGUCGCUCGAGUCUUUCGAGCCGCUGCUCCCGUACCUACUUCAAUUUCGCAAAUUUCUGAAGGUCAUUACGAAAGCUGUCGCAUCCAUUUGGUCCGACAAUUCUUCUGACGAAGCCACAAGAAUCACCGCUUUCCUGGUCAUUCGUCGCCUGAUGGUGAUUGGUGACGCUGGAAUCCGCGAAGCUGUCUUGAAGGCGACGUAUGAGGGCGUUGUCAAGGGCAGCCGGAACACAACAAUUCAUACGCUUGCAGGAAUCAACUUGAUGAAAAACUCAGCAGCGGAGCUUUGGGGCAUUGACCAGAAGGUCAGCUACACAACAGGCUUCACGUUUAUCCGCCAACUUGCCAUUCACCUCCGUGGCAACAUUACCAAACCGACCAAGGAUUCAUACAAGACAAUAUACAAUUGGCAGUUUGUUCACUCUCUUGACUUCUGGUCUCGCGUGUUGUCCAGUCACUGCAAUUCACUCCUGGAAGCUCAGAAUGGCAAACCCUCACAGCUGCGCCCGCUCAUCUACCCGGUCGUGCAGGUCACACUCGGCGCACUGAGGUUGAUACCGACAUCCACAUACUUUCCCCUUCGAUUUCAACUGAUGCGGUCACUGCUACGCAUCUCUCAAGCUACAGAGACAUACAUACCUUUGUCGGCGGCUCUGUUGGAGGUGCUAAACUCGGCAGAGAUGAAGAAACCUGCGAAGGCCUCAACAAUGCGUCCGUUGGAUUUCGCCUCGAACAUCAGAGCCCCAACAUCAUAUCUGAAAACGAAAGUGUACCAAGAUGGUGUCGGCGAACAGACAGUAGAAUUGCUCUCCGAGUUCUUUGCGCUGUGGACCAAGAGCAUUGCCUAUCCUGAGCUACAACUGCCGGUUAUCAUCAUGCUGAAGCGGUGGUUGAAGACAGCUUCCAAGACGAAUGGAAACAAGAAUGGCAAGCUCAAUCAAGCUCUUCUUGUGCUGGUACAAAAGUCGGAAGCCAACGCUAAGUGGAUCGAGGAAAGGAGGAUCAAUGUCAACUUUUCACCAAAGGAUCGGACGGAGGUGGAAGCAUUCCUGAAAGACGUGCAAUGGCAAGACACUCCCCUCGGAGCGUUUGUUGUCUCACAGAGAAAGUUGCGGGAAGAAAGGAGAAAGGUGCUGGAACAAGGGAGAAAGGAGCAAGAACGACGAAAGGCCGCCGAAGAAGAUGCUGAUAGUGAUAUUGAGAUUGCAUAA
Molecule: messenger RNA, 2124 nt
Organism: Fonsecaea multimorphosa CBS 102226
Lineage: Eukaryota; Fungi; Ascomycota; Eurotiomycetes; Chaetothyriales; Herpotrichiellaceae
Exons: 1
Coding region: 1-2124 (707 amino acids)
Biological process (GO): ribosomal large subunit biogenesis
Cellular component (GO): nucleolus; Noc1p-Noc2p complex; nucleoplasm
Source: RefSeq, a predicted model, not a curated record